GGCUGGGCUGGGGCCAAGCUGAGACUGGGGUUUAUGGUUGGCUCGGCCAAGCUGAGGUUCAGGGUUGGACUUCGACAAGGAAGAGUCUUGUAGAGAAGAAGAACUGGGCUGAGAGCGAUGUGGGUCAGGACGACACUGACGACUGAAAGAUGGACUAGUGAAAAGACUGAGGACGAUGCCAACAUCUGGGAUGAGAGCAGCUGGGAUAUAAACAGGUUGCCCAGUUGGGAGAGAGGACAUCUGCUGGCUGGUGUGGCGUCUAGCACUGAUGCAUCUACCUUCUCUGAAGGUGAAUUCAAGGACCCUGACAGGUGCUGCUGGAAACACAAGCCAUGCACUGGGCACAUCAUGUACCCCUUCGCCUCUGCCUAUGGCCACCACGAUCUGUACCUGCACUCUGUCAGCCACUGUGACUGUGACUCUAGGCUGAAGGACUGCUCAAAGACAAAUACCAGCAGCUCCCGAGAUGGGGGCCCAACCUGCUCCCGAGAUGUGGGUUCAACUUGUUUCAAGAUCAUCCAGUCCCCUUGCCUUGAGUUCAUCCCAGAGGAAUUGUGUGUGGAGCGGUUCUGGUAUGGCUGGUGCAAAAGCUACAGGCCUGUCUCUGUGGCAGUGAUCCACCAUCCCAUCCACCACGAGUGUGGGGCAGAUGACCUAGAUGAAGAAGAGGAAGAGGAGGAGGAGGAGGAGGAAGAAAAAAGCAAGCCUCCCAUCCCGACCCAGGUGGGGCCCACCACCACACCCACUGAUGCGGGCAUGGGCAUGGUCACGGGUACUCCUGACUCGGCAGCUCCCAUUACCAUCUGGCGCUCUGAGAGCCCCACAGGGAAGUCCCAGGGCAGCAAGGUGAUCAAGAAGAUCAAGAAGAAAAAGGAAAAAGAGAAAGACAAGGAGGAGGAGUCAGAUGAGAAGACAAAGCUGAAGAAAAAAGUCAAGAAGGGCAAGCUGCCUAAGAAGAAAAGCCUGGUUAAAUCAGAAUCUCCACCUCCAGACUUGAGCCGAUCACUAAGCCCAAGAGAGUUGGUCAGGAUGUCAGAGUCCAGCCCAGACACUCGGGAAGACCUGGAGAGUGAGGACAGUUACAAUGACCCCGGGCGGGAGGCACCCUCUAGUGAGGAUAUUGUGGAGUCUUCAUUGCCCAAGAAGAGAGAGAAGAACACGGUCCAGGCCAAGCAGCCCAGGGUAAAGGCCUCACCGAUCAAGAAGGUCAACAAGAGGAAAUCUCCCCCAGCAUCAAACCCCAAUCUCAGUUGAGGCCAGGGCGACCAGGGUGAAGAAUAAAUGCGAUCAAGCCUGUCGCUGACCCUUGCUGCUCUUCUCUCUCCCUCCAAUCUGGCUACUUCUGGGGGUAAGGGGUGGCCUCUGGGCAUAGCUAAAGCCAAGGGGCUAGGGGGCUGCAGGGGUUUCUGAAGGGCAACUCAUCUUUCCAGAGGAGGUCCAUGGGAAGGUAGGUGGGAGGGAAAGGAGAUACAGCCAGUUUCUCUGUAAUAUCUUAGGCCCAGGGCAGGAGAAGAGCACAUCUGGGUGGGGUGGGCAGGGGGCUUCCUGACUACUGGGAGAUUGGUCUGUGUGAAAUCCACUUGGGGACAGGCAGUACUGUCUGCAGUGAUGCACCUAAUAAAUUGAACCUUUUAACUCACUCUGUGCCACAGUGCCUGGCCUUUCCCUCCUCUAAGUGGCCCUGGGGAAGGUGCUGGUGGCACCAAAGGAAACGUGAUCUUCCCAGUGGGGGUGGCCCUGCUCCUGCUGGGCCCUUCCACACCUUUUGUGCUGAAGGGAAUGGAACUAAUUUCCUGGCAGAAGGCCAGCCCCUUCCCCCUGACUCUUGCCAACAGAAGAGCUAGAGACCUUAAAUGAAGGAAAGUGAGGUGGGUGUUCACCAAAGUUGGGCAGCAGUGCCCUUUUCUGACUUUUCUGCUGAGGCCCAAGCAGAGAAAAGGGAGGGGAAAGCUUCACUUCACUAGCACCGACUUACAAAACUGUGAGGUGAAGCCCUUGUGAAGAAAUACACGGAGGGCCCGGCCCCGAGACCUAGUGGUUAAAUUCAGUGGACGGUGUGCUCUGC
Messenger RNA from Equus quagga, 2065 nucleotides. It is a transcript of the gene PROCA1, whose product is annotated as protein interacting with cyclin A1. The transcript is spliced from 5 exons. The record is from RefSeq and is a predicted model, not a curated record. Lineage: Eukaryota; Metazoa; Chordata; Mammalia; Perissodactyla; Equidae. Bases 118 to 1254 code for a protein of 378 amino acids. Gene Ontology annotation, molecular function: A2-type glycerophospholipase activity. Gene Ontology annotation, biological process: phospholipid metabolic process; arachidonate secretion.